CCGACGGCUCGAAAACGGCGGAGGGGAUUGGUGGUUAGAGUGUGGUGUAGUGUUAAGAGCAAUUCAAACAUAAGCAAGAAGUUGUCAAGGAUGAUCAUCCUUGAAGUUGUAAGCUCAAAUAACAAGCGAUCAGUGUUAAGUUGUUGGAAUAAGAAAUAAAGAUAAGUGCAUAGCCAAUAAAUUGCGAAUUUUAUUUAACAAUUCAGUGCACGAAUUCAAGAUUGAGUUGCAAAGUUGACGAUAUAUCGAAAAAUCCGUUUCAAUAUUAAACAUGUAGCAUUCACUCACCAAUAAGUUUAUAUUGAACGUGUUGUAGGCGUGUAAGGGCUUGAUAUUUGCUAAAUCGAUAUAAAUAAUUGUGUUUUAUCGAUAGAUCAUUAAUAACAAAAACUGGGGUUUGGUAUUAAUUUAGCUUUUGUUGAAAGUUUGAACUGAAAUAUAAUUAUAAAAUUGAGAAAUAUGUCUACUGGAGUUUUGCCAUUUGUUCGUGGAGUUGACUUUUCCAAAAAUGAUUUCAGUAAUUCUAAGUUUCCGGCUGCUAUUAAAGAGAUGAAUAGGGUACAAUGGUUAACAUUAGACAACACACAUCUACGCGAAAUUCCUGAAGAACUUGGAAACUUAUUUAAACUAGAACAUCUCUCACUGAAAAGUAAUGAGUUGGAAAAGAUAUUUGGAGAAUUAACAGGACUUCCUUGCCUACGUUCUCUAAACAUUCGACGCAAUCAAAUUAAAAAUAGCGGGAUACCUCCUGAACUUUUUUGGCUAGACGAGUUGACAACUUUGGACAUAUCACAUAAUAAGCUUAAAGAAGUUCCUGAAGGAUUAGAACGUGCUAAAAGCCUUUUAGUAUUGAAUCUAAGCGAUAAUCAAAUAGAAUCCAUUCCUACAGCUUUGUUCAUUCAUUUAACUGAUUUACUUUUUCUUGAUCUUUCAAAUAAUCGUUUAGAAACAUUACCUCCACAAACACGUCGACUCGCGAAUUUACAAACUUUAAAUUUAGCGAAUAAUCCAUUAGAAUUGUUUCAGCUUCGGCAAUUGCCCUCUCUUCAAAAUCUCGAAAGCCUCAACAUGAAAAACACGCAACGUACUUUAUCAAACUUCCCCACUACGCUGGACAGUUUAUCAAAUUUAGCUGAAUUAAAUAUCUCAAAAAAUAUGUUACCAAAAAUACCAGAUUGCGUAUAUAAUUUGCCAAAUUUGAAGCGCAUAAAUCUUAGUGACAAUCUCAUUACUGAGCUAAGCUCUAGUAUUGAGUUUUGGCAAAAGCUUGAAGUACUCAACUUAUCACGAAAUCAAUUAAGUGCGUUACCAGCAUCUAUAUGUAAACUAACGUACCUCCGCCGUCUGUUUUUAAACGACAAUCGCUUAGAUUUCGAUGGAAUUCCUUCUGGCAUAGGUAAAUUGUGUUCCCUAGAGGUAUUUUCUGCUUCAAACAAUGUAUUGGAGAUGAUACCAGAAGGAUUAUGUCGUUGCGGGGCGUUAAAAAAACUAAAUUUGAGUUCUAAUAAGCUCAUAACGUUGCCAGAUGCCAUUCAUUUGCUAGAAGGAUUAGAUCAGCUGGAUUUACGAAAUAACCCUGAUUUAGUUAUGCCACCGAAACCAUGCGAAGCUGUUAAAGGUGCUGGUAUAGAGUUCUAUAACAUAGACUUUUCAUUACAAACUCAGUUGUUACUUGCUGGUGCUGCAGUCCCUACUUCAAUACCGACUGGAUCUAGCGCUAAGGAUUCUACUGCACGCAAAAUACGUCUUCGUCGCGGUCCUCGAACCGAUUCUGAACAGGAUUCUGCAAAAAUAUUGAAAGGUAUGAAAGACAUAGCAAAAGAUAAAGAUGAAUCCCAGAGUUCAUUUGAAAACUUACAACAUGAAUCGCUAAAGCCAAAGCGUUGGGAUGAAUCGUUGGAAAAACCUCAUUUGGAUUAUUCAAAAUUUUUUGAUAAAGAAGACGGCCAGUUUCCUGGCCUAACUAUAUGGGAAAUAGAAAACUUUUUACCAAACAAAAUUGAAGAAGUAGCUCAUGGAAAGUUUUAUGAAGGAGAUUGUUAUAUAGUACUUAAAACUUUUUUUGAUGAGUUGGGACAAUUAGCAUGGAAAAUCUAUUUUUGGAUUGGUAAUGAAGCAACUCUUGACAAGCGCGCUUGCGCUGCGAUACAUGCAGUUAACUUACGAAAUUACUUAGGAGCUCGCUGCCGUACAAUACGAGAGGAACAAAAUGAUGAAUCUGAAGAAUUUUUGGAACUAUUUGAGUCUGAAGUUACAUAUAUUGAAGGAGGUCGUACGGCAACAGGUUUUUACACAGUUGAAGAUAUGUUAUACACCAAGCGUUUAUAUCGUGUGCAUGCGGCUGGUUCAUCGAUUCAUUUGGAGCCCGUUGGAUUACAUAUUGAUUCGCUUGAUUCCCGAUUUGCCUUUAUGUUAGACUGUGGUAUCAAUAUAUAUAUUUGGCUUGGUUGCGCAUCAAAAAAUACAUUGAAUUCCAAAACACGGCUGAUGGCAGAAAAAAUUAAUAAAACCGAGAGAAAAAAUAAAUGUGAGAUCAUUGUAGAAACACAGGGAGAAGAAAGCGACGACUUUUGGAAAAACUUUGCCAUUGAUUCACAGGACAUAUCAAAAAAAACUAUUCACCAGCAUGUUCCGGAUAGUUUUGAGCCCGUUAUUCCUCGUCUUUAUCAGGUUCAACUCGGCAUGGGUUAUUUGGAGCUACCCCAAGUGGAAUUGGCAAAUCAAAAAUUGGUUCAUACUUUUUUGAAUAGCAAAAAUGUUUACAUAUUAGACAGUUAUACAGAUUUGUUUGUUUGGUUUGGUAAAAAAUCGACUCGACUGGUGAGAGCAGCCGCAAUAAAGUUAUCACGAGAACUGUUUCAGAUGAUAAAACGCCCUACUUUCGCAUUGGUCACGCGUUUGCAGGAAGAAACAGAGUCUCAAAUAUUUAAAUCAAAAUUUGUUGGUUGGGAUGAAGUUAUGGCAGUUGAUUUUACAAGAACUGCUAAAUCUGUUGCUAAAACUGGAGCAGAUUUGACCAAAUGGGCUCGUAAACAGGAGACACGUGCUGAUUUAGCCGCUCUUUUUAUGCCUCGCCAAAAUGCAAUGUCGCUUAAUGAGGCUGAGCAUCUAGAGGAGGAUUGGAACUAUGACCUUGAAGCAAUGGAAGCCUUCGUUUUGGAAGGAAAAAAAUUUGUGCGUUUGCCAGAAGAAGAGUUGGGAAAUUUUUAUAUGGGAGAGUGUUAUGUGUUUUUGUGCCGCUAUUGUAUACCCGCUGACGAAGAAGAUCUCGAAGUGGACCCAGUUAAACCAGCCGAUGAUGAAAUCCAAUGCGUAGUUUAUUUUUGGCAGGGGCGAAAUGCCAGCAAUAUGGGCUGGUUAACUUUUACGUUUACUUUACAAAAAAAAUUCAAAGCAAUGUUUGGAGAAGAAUUGGAAGUAGUGCGCAUUCAUCAACAACAAGAAAAUUUAAAAUUCAUGGCUCAUUUUAAACGCAAGUUUAUAAUUCAUACCGGGAAAAGAAAGGAUAAAUUGAAAGAUUCUAAUAUAAAACCUGUUGUCGAGUUCUUUCAUUUACGAUCAAAUGGUGGGGCAUUGUGUACUCGUCUUAUUCAAGUUCAGCCUGAUGCAACAAAUUUAAAUUCAACCUUUUGUUAUAUUUUGUAUGUACCUUUUGACACCAAAGAUGAAGCGCAAUCGGGUAUUGUUUAUGUUUGGUUGGGUUCAAAGUCAGCACCAGAGGAAGCAAAGCUUAUCCAAGAAAUUGCUGAGAAAAUGUUUAAUAAUCCAUGGGUUAGUUUACAGAUUUUAAACGAAGGAGAAGAGCCAGAGAAUUUCUUCUGGGUUGCAUUGGGUGGACGCAAAGCUUACGAAACGAAUGCUGAUUUUAUGAAUUAUACCCGACUUUUCCGAUGUUCCAAUGAGAAAGGUUAUUUCACAGUUGCAGAAAAAUGUACUGAUUUUUGUCAAGACGAUUUAGCAGAUGAUGACAUAAUGAUAUUGGAUAAUGGUGAACAAGUUUUUUUAUGGCUUGGUUCUAAAUGUAGUGAAGUGGAAAUAAAAUUGGCCUAUAAAUCAGCGCAGGUUUACAUACAACAUUUACGCAUAAAACAACCCGAAAGGCCUCGAAAGCUUUUCCUCACAUUGAAAAAUAAGGAGUCUAAAAGGUUCACAAAAUGUUUUCAUGGAUGGAGUAAUCAUAAAUCUCCUCCAGAGUAAUCGAGGUUUACAUGCAACACUUAUGCAUAAAACAACCUGAAAGGCCUGAAAAGCUUUUCCUCGCUUUGAAAAAUAAGGAAUCUAAACGUUUUACAAAAGAUUUUCAUGGAUGGAGUAGUCAUAAAUCUCCUCAAGACUAAUUGUGUCAGUACAUUACAAGUACAAGUGAUGAAAGCAUUGGAGAUAUAUACAUAGUUUGGUUAAUUUCUAUCAAAGCUAGCUGCUUUAGCAGUAGUAUAGCGAAUUUAUUAACGAAUUUAUAGUCUUUAAUAGAAAUAGUACUUUUUUUUUUAAUUAACAAAAAAUUGGCAAAUCAAAUACGGUCAUCAGGUUAGCACAUAUCCCUUUUUUCUAUUUGUUUUAACUUUUUCAUAAACAUAUUUUAAAUAUGUCUGUAUAUAUUUUUAACCAAACGUACGUAAAAAAAUAAUUUAAUCAUAUCUAGCACAUGUUUCCAAGAUAUUUUUUAUUUUUUUAAAUGUUUAACAAAUAUGAAAAUGCACAUAAAUCGAAACCAACGUAAAAACAGCUUGAAAAUAAAAUAUGAUAAUAAAAUGAUUCUUAGGCGGGAACGAAGUGAAACACUGAUUAAAAUUAUAUGAAAUCAUAUCAUUGAAAGAACAUAACCUUUAUUUUAACUUGUUAACUAGUGAGAUUAAUGAUCAAGCAUUUUUAAUGCCCUCAAUUAAUUUCUCUUUAGUGAUAUAUGGUCACCCAGGCUGCGAACCAACCAAGGUGUGAGGACACGUUUCCUACUAUAUUGAUGUUCGAUGAGUAAUCGACGUUUUGUCCUUCAAUUUAAUACUUAAGCCUCUAUUGCAGUUUUCAACUCAACUGCAUUUUAUUUGAAGUUUUGAAAUUUGGUGGGUUCGGAAGGUUGUUCUGAAAUUGAAUUGCUUUAACUUUAAUUCAACUGAGUGAAUCCCACAUAAUGGGGAUAUUAAUCGUUUCAAAUGUGAAAUAUUCCUUAUCAGCCUUUGAAAAGUAGACUACCUAUCUUUAAAGACAGUAUUUGAUUGACAAUCUCUUUAAUUUUACCGCUUGUAUUAUUUAUAUUACGCAUAUAAUUGUAGAUAACUUUUCGACUUCUAUGGGAUUUUUAUUUUUUUGAUAUUUUAGUUAUUGAAACCGGUAAUUCUAUAUUAGUUUCGAUUAUGACUUUGUCUUCAACCAAUAGUGAUUUACCUUUAUCUAUAAAAAAUUUUGUGCAAAUACGAGUUCAAACUCUAAAGAAAUGAACAACAAAUUGCAUUUACUAAUCUUAUGACACAAAUAUUGAGCAUAAAUUGCAAAAAACCAUCCAGAAAUGUCCUUAGCGCAUGUUAUCUUAACCAGUAACUGUUCAUACUAAAUGAGAAAAUCAGAAAACAAUAAGUUACCUGCAAGUUAACAAAAAAAAUCAGCAGCAAUGAUAUUAGGCUGAUGUAGGUACGCUAACCUGGUGAGUUGCAAGGUAUAUAUAUAUGUGUCUUAUUUUACUAUUUUGUGUUAUGAAAGAUUGACAACAGGGCAAUAUUACUAAUGAGAAUGUAAUUCAGCUUGUCCCGCUUGGAGGGCACAUUCUGUAAACCGAAUUAUGUGGCUGUAGUAAAAACAUUCUCAUAGCGGUAGGAAAAAUAAAAAAAAUAAUUAAAAUAAAAUAUAUUCUAUAAUAAAUUAUAUUCCAGCAUAUAUGAUUUAUUAUUUUAAUCUUUAUUAAAAAAACUAAUAAUAAGUAAUCAUUUUAACUAUAUAUCCUUUUAUUAAAAGAAAAAUAAGUGCACAACAAUUUGUAUAACGUGAAUGUAAACUAUAAGUUCCAUAAUUUUAGUAUAUACCAUAAUAAUAAUUAAAUAUUUUUGACUAGCUCAACUUACAAUUUUGAUUCUAAAUUUAUGGUGAAAGUAUAGGAUAGGUGAACUUAUGCAUAAACUUAAUAUCUGUGUAUAAAAAA
Molecule: messenger RNA, 6130 nt
Organism: Bactrocera oleae (olive fruit fly)
Lineage: Eukaryota; Metazoa; Arthropoda; Insecta; Diptera; Tephritidae
Gene: fliI
Product: FLII actin remodeling protein
Biological process (GO): myofibril assembly; actin filament severing; barbed-end actin filament capping
Cellular component (GO): actin cytoskeleton; nucleus; cytoplasm
Molecular function (GO): actin filament binding; phosphatidylinositol-4,5-bisphosphate binding
Source: RefSeq, a predicted model, not a curated record